AUGGCCGAGGACAAGAAGUAUUCUGGAGAGUUCGUCCGCGAGACUUAUCCUGGUGACGAUAUUCAACAUGGCCAAGUGACCGACAACUCCGACGAUCUGCAGCGUCAUCUUGGUAAUCGCCAAAUUCAGCUCAUCGCAAUUGGUGGUUCCAUUGGAACUGCGCUGUUUGUAUCCAUCGGAGGUGCUCUCAACAAGGGCGGGCCCCUCGGUUUACUUCUCGCUUACACUGGAUAUUCUUGCAUCAUCGCUCUCGUGAACAACGCCAUGGCUGAAAUGGCCAGUUUCAUGCCUGUGUCCGGAGGUUUCAUUCGAAUGGCUGGACACUGGGUCGAUGAGUCCCUAGGCUUCAUGGCCGGCUGGAACUUCUUCUUCUACGAAGCUCUGCUGAUCCCGUUUGAAAUCACGGCUCUCAACAUUGUGUUGCGAUACUGGAGAGAUGACAUUCCAGUCGCUGCUGUCUGUGCGGCUGUCAUCGUUCUAUACGCUGCUUGCAACGUUUUGGCUGUAAAGGCGUACGGUGAAGCUGAAUUUUGGCUCUCUGGAGGCAAGGUCCUGCUGAUCCUGAUUCUUUACUGCUUCACCUUCAUUACCAUGGUUGGAGGUAACCCCCAGAAGGAUGCCUAUGGUUUCCGAUACUGGCGCGAUCCUGGCCCAAUGCCCGGCGGCAGCGACCUUGGACGUUUCGAAGGCUUCCUCGGUUCCCUUUGGGCUGCUUCCUUCUGCAUCGUCGGUCCCGAGUACAUCUCCAUGGUCUCUGGUGAGGCCAAGCGCCCCCGUGCCUACAUCAAGACCGCGUUCAAGACAGUGUACUUCCGAUUUGGUGCCUUCUUCAUCCUUGGUGCUCUUUGCGUCGGUAUCGUUCUAGCCUACAACGAUCCAGAGCUUGUCAGUGUCUUGAAGGCUGGUGAGAGCAGUGCUGCUGCCUCUCCCUACGUCAUUGCCAUGAAGAACCUCAACAUCGGCGGCCUUCCCCAUCUUGUCAACGCCCUCUUGAUCACGAGUAUCUUCUCUGCGGGUAACACGUACACGUACUGUGCAACUCGCAGUCUGUACUCGCUUGCUAUUGAGGGUCGUGCCCCCAAGAUCCUGCGCAAGUGCACCAAGAACGGUGUCCCGAUCUACUGCUUCUUGGUAGUUAUGAUCUUCCCGUUCUUGUCUUUCCUGCAAUUGUCGGACGACUCCGCCAAGGUCUUGACCUGGCUCACCAACAUCAUCACUGCUGGUGGUGUUAUCAACUACAUCGUCAUGUGCGGCACCUACCUUGCUUUCUACAAGGCCUGCAAAGUCCAGGGCCUCGACCGAAAGACUCUCCCUUACUGCGGUUACUUCCAACCAUACGGUACCUGGUUUGCUCUAUGCUUCGAGAUUUGCGUUGUCUUUGUGUACGGUUACAGCACCUUCAAGCCCGGCAACUUCACCCUGGAGUCCUUCUUCACAUACUACACCAUGGUGGGCGUUGCCCCGAUCCUUUUCAUCUUCUGGAAACUCUUCAAGAGGACUAAGUGGCUGAAGCCACAUGAGGUUGACCUUGUUUGGGACGCUCCUCUUAUCGACGCCUACGAGGCUUCCUUCAUCACACCACCUGUCGGCUUCUGGACCGAGAUGCUUCAGCUUAUUGGACUGAAGCGCAAUGUCCCUGUGGACAAGCGUGCUGUUUGA
Messenger RNA from Alternaria atra, 1659 nucleotides. RefSeq lists its product as uncharacterized. Gene Ontology annotation, molecular function: amino acid transmembrane transporter activity. The record is from RefSeq and is a predicted model, not a curated record. Gene Ontology annotation, cellular component: membrane. Lineage: Eukaryota; Fungi; Ascomycota; Dothideomycetes; Pleosporales; Pleosporaceae. Bases 1 to 1659 code for a protein of 552 amino acids. Gene Ontology annotation, biological process: amino acid transmembrane transport. The transcript is spliced from 2 exons.